AUGGUUGGAAGAGUAGUAUGUGUAACUGGUGUUGCCGGCUUCAUUGGCUCGCAUACGGCAGAAGCAUUGCUGAAAGAUGGAGAUGUGGUCGUUGGCCUGGACGACAUCAACGAUUACUACAGUGUAGAGCAGAAACUCGAGAACUUGAGAAUCCUCUCGCAUCUAGGAGGUGAUCGCUUCAAGUUCUACCGCCAGGACAUUGCUGAUUCUGAGGCUAUUCGAACUAUCUUCGCAUCUUGUCAAGCUGACGGACAUUCAAUCACACACGUAUGUCAUCUGGCUGCCAGAGCUGGUGUACGUCCUUCGAUACAAUCGCCUGAGCUCUACGUAUCCACAAACGUAAACGGAACGGUAUCCAUGCUGGAAGCAUCCAGACGCUAUAAUGUCAAGAACUUUGUCUAUGCUUCCUCAUCCAGUGUCUAUGGGCUAAACGCAAAGAUCCCAUUUGCAGAAGAUGACAACACAGACUCUCCUGUAUCACCAUAUGCAGCUACGAAAAAAGCGACGGAAUUGCUCGCCUCCACAUACGCUCAUCUAUAUCAACUGCCUGUUACUGGUUUACGGUUCUUUACUGUCUUUGGCCCAAGAGGGCGACCCGAUAUGGCUCCUUAUAUGUUUGUGGAUCGUAUCGCCAACGGAAUAUCAAUUAAUAAGUUUGGAGACGGAACCUCGUCAAGAGACUACACUUAUAUAGAUGAUAUAGUUGCUGGCAUACUAUCCGCUCUCGAUACUCCGCGCCGAUGUGAAAUCUACAAUCUAGGAAAUCACCAAACAGUCACUUUGAAUGAAUUCAUACAUAUAGUAGAAAAGCUAGUCGACAGGAAAGCCAUUAUAAAUCAGUUGCCUAAUCAACCUGGAGACGUGCCAAUCACAUAUGCAGACCUGACCAAAUCGUCUCGAGAUCUUGGAUAUAAGCCAACACACACUUUUGAGCGUGGAAUGACCAAGUUUGUUAAAUGGUACAACGAAUACAGGCAACAACAGAUGGAUGCCGCAUCGUCAUUGCUACUUCUACCACCAUCUUUGGCAGAUUGUGAAUCUGAAGAUUCAUCUGGUUUGGACUCGUCCGAUGUAUCUGGCUUGGAAUCAGAAACCGAAACGGCCAUGAAUGUUGAAGUAUAA
This is a messenger RNA of Synchytrium microbalum, 1122 nucleotides long. RefSeq lists its product as uncharacterized. Bases 1 to 1122 code for a protein of 373 amino acids. NCBI's taxonomy places the organism in Eukaryota, Fungi, Chytridiomycota, Chytridiomycetes, Synchytriales, Synchytriaceae. The transcript is spliced from 6 exons. The record is from RefSeq and is a predicted model, not a curated record.